CGUCAACACGAAGAACAUACACCCAAAUACCAACAAGGACCGCACUCCUCCCCGCUUCUACCGAGAGAGAUUAAGCUAAGCUGAUUCGAUCAAUCCACUUCGAUUCCUAUUGGUCAUACUUGUUGUCAAUAUCUCCAAGUUUCUUCAGAUCAAAUUGUCUACAAAGAUGGGUGGAAUUUUCUUCGGUUUCCAUCGUCGUCUUAAUCCUUCUCUCGCAAUAAGCAGGGGCAAAAGAUGAUUGAUGCUUGCGAGUUUUCUAGGGAUCGAAUGAUUAUGUUAUUGCUUGCUGAAGAACUAGUAUUUUUCACACCGCUAAAACCCUAAUCGAAGUAGUCACUGCCGAUAUGCAAAGGAACUGAUAUGAAUAGGCAAGAUCUAGGGAACACCAUGACUGUAAGAGCAAAACCUGGUCUAGCGGCUUUCAAAACUAAUGGCCAGAGGGAGGAUGAAGGAGAGUCUAGAAUGGAUCCAUAUGUAGGGUUAGAAUUUGAUUCUGCAGAAGCGGCACAGGAGUUCUAUAAUUCUUAUGCAACUCAAAUCGGAUUCAAAAUUAGGAUUGGUCAGUUAUAUAGAUCCAGAGUUGAUGGGUCAGUUGUUUCAAGAAGAUAUGUUUGUUCAAAGGAGGGUUUUCAAACCAACUCAAGAACUGGUUGUCCAGCUUUCAUAAGAGUACAGAAGGGAGAUUCUGGGAAAUGGGUUCUAGCAAACAUAAAGAAGGAGCAUAAUCAUGAUCUUGACAUCUCAGGUGAAGUCCGUACUCCCACUAUACAAAGAAAAGUUAUUCCAGCUCCAAAAACAACAUCAGUUGUGUCAUCAAGGACAGGAAUCAGAUCACUUGAGGAUGAUGGCCCAUCGGGUGUUAUUGAUCUUAAACGUCUUAAAAGGGAAGAGUUAGAAGCAGAACCCAGAGGUGAGCCUUGCAAAGGUCUUGAUUUCAUAUCUGCUAAUGAAGCAUACAAAUUUUACUACACAUAUGCAGCUAACAUGGGUUUCAAAGUGCGGAUUGGUCAAUUGUUUCGUUCAAAAAAUGAUGGAUCAAUUACGUCUAGAAGAUUUGUGUGCUCCAAGGAAGGGCAUCAGCACCCUUCAAGAGUAGGUUGUGGAGCGUUCAUGAGGAUACAAAGGCAAGAUUCUGGUAGAUGGGUGGUUGAUCGUCUAUCAAAGGAACACAAUCAUGAACUUGACUCUCCGGAAGACGCCGGUCGGAAAAUCGCUGCUGCUGCGAAAGGUUUUAAGGAAGAACUGAGUAGUGGAUUGGAAAAUUUGGAUUUACUUGAAACAAACGGUGGUUUGAGCCUUGUCAAAAGAGACAGAGGAAGUGGCAUUGGAAGUAGGUGGUAUAGUGUGCUCCUUGAGUACUUCCAGUCUCGUCAAGCUGAAGAUACAGGCUUCUUUUAUGCCUUGGAAGUUGACAAUGGCAGAUGUAUGAGUCUAUUCUGGGUCGAUGGCAGGUCGAGAUUCUCCUGCACUCAGUUUGGUGAUGCUAUUGUUUUUGAUACAUCGUACAGGAGAGGGAGUUUUACAGUUCCGUUUGCUUCUUUUGUUGGUGUGAAUCAUCAUCGGCAACCAGUGCUUUUAGGAUGUGCGUUAAUCGCAGAUGAGUCAGAAGAGUCCUUUACAUGGGUUUUCCAAGCAUGGGUUAGAGCAAUGUCUGGAAAGCGUCCCGUAUCUAUAAUUGCCGAUCAAGACAAAUGCAUUCAAAAUUCAAUUGCACAAGUUUUCCCGGGAACCCAUCAUCGGUUUUCCGCGUGGCAGAUUGUUUCUAUGGAGCAUGAAAAUUUGGGGGCACUACGGUCCAUGGAUGAGUUCAAAUUUGAAUAUGAAACUUGCAUUUCACAGAGCCAAACAGCUAGUGAAUUUGAUUCUGCAUGGAGUGUCCUGGUUACUAAAUAUAAUAUAAAGGAGAAUGCUUGGUUAAAGGAGAUGUAUAAAAUGCGAAAAAGUUGGGUCCCGUUGUAUUUAAGGGGGAUCUUUUUUGCUGGUAUCCCUGUUGAUGGAAGUAUGAAAUCCUAUUUUGGAACGUUUUUGACGUCACAAGUACCGCUUAAUGAAUUUCUAAUGCGUUAUGAGAAAGCUACCGAGCAUCACCGCGAGGAGGAGAGGAAGGAGGAUUUCAAUUCAUUCAACUUGCAAACUGUUCUUCAUACAAAAGACCCCCUAGAGGAGCAAUGUAGAAGGCUUUACACAAUAACAGUAUUCAAGGUGUUCCAAAAAGAGCUCUUGGAAAGCUAUAGCUACGUUGGAAUAAAGAUAAAUAUCGAGGGCGCAAUCAGCCGAUAUUUGGUGCAGAGAUGCGGCAAUGGAGAUGAGAGGAAUACUGUUGCUUUUAAUGCUUCAAAUCUUAACAUCAGCUGCAGUUGCAAGAUGUUUGAGUUCGAGGGUAUUCUGUGUAGGCACGCAUUAAAGGUGUUCCAGAUAAUGAACAUAAGAGAAAUCCCGUCUCGCUACAUCUUGCAUCGGUGGACAAAAAGUGCCAAGUACGGAAUUCUGCGGGAUGUCGAUUCUAUUGGUGGAUCUCAAGAUUUUAAAGCAUUGAUGGUAUGGAGUUUAAGAGAAGAAGCCCAUAGCUAUAUCGACGCAGGGGCAGCAUCUAUAGAAAGAUACAAACUGGCGUUUGAGAUACUGCAAGAGGGUAGGCGUAAUCUCUGUUGGCAAAAUUGAAGAGCAUACUGAACAAAGGUCCGUAACAUCUCAUCGACUUUACGCUUCUAUUACUUUAAAUUCUCAAACCAGUGUAGGGUUCAAGAUUCUAAUAUUAUGAAACUUGCAUGCAUGGAUGACCAUAUCUCUGGUGGUUGUUUUCAGCAGUGUAUUUCAGUGGGAAUUUUAUUUCCCUAAUAGAACAGAAACCAUGUCAUCCAUUUGUAAUUUGCAUUUUAGCUUUUAAUAUCUCAAGUAGCACCUGUUUGUGGUAAGCGGAUGUUUCCUUGAAAUUUGUCGGUUUUGG
Molecule: messenger RNA, 2947 nt
Organism: Cynara cardunculus var. scolymus (artichoke)
Lineage: Eukaryota; Viridiplantae; Streptophyta; Magnoliopsida; Asterales; Asteraceae
Product: protein FAR1-RELATED SEQUENCE 7-like
Exons: 2
Coding region: 361-2661 (766 amino acids)
Biological process (GO): regulation of DNA-templated transcription
Molecular function (GO): zinc ion binding
Source: RefSeq, a predicted model, not a curated record